Molecule: messenger RNA, 5990 nt
Organism: Sphaerodactylus townsendi
Lineage: Eukaryota; Metazoa; Chordata; Lepidosauria; Squamata; Sphaerodactylidae
Gene: SIM2
Product: SIM bHLH transcription factor 2
Exons: 11
Coding region: 1-2295 (764 amino acids)
Biological process (GO): regulation of transcription by RNA polymerase II
Molecular function (GO): protein dimerization activity; DNA-binding transcription factor activity, RNA polymerase II-specific; RNA polymerase II transcription regulatory region sequence-specific DNA binding
Source: RefSeq, a predicted model, not a curated record
AUGAAGGAGAAGUCCAAGAACGCGGCCAAGACGCGCCGGGAGAAGGAGAACGGCGAGUUCUACGAGCUGGCCAAGCUGCUGCCGCUGCCCUCCGCCAUCACCUCGCAGCUGGACAAGGCCUCCAUCAUCCGCCUCACCACCAGCUACCUCAAGAUGCGCGCCGUCUUCCCCGAAGGUUUGGGAGAUGCCUGGGGGCAGCCGAGCAGAUUAGGCCCCUUGGAUAACAUUGCGAAGGAGCUGGGCUCACAUUUGCUUCAGACUCUGGAUGGUUUUGUUUUUGUGGUAGCAUCUGAUGGCAAAAUAAUGUAUAUCUCAGAAACAGCUUCUGUUCAUCUAGGAUUAUCCCAGGUGGAACUCACUGGUAAUAGCAUUUAUGAGUAUAUACAUCCUUCAGACCAUGAUGAAAUGACAGCAGUUCUAACAGCUCACCAGCCUCUUCAUCCUCAUCUCUUACAAGAGUAUGAAAUAGAAAGAUCUUUUUUUCUGCGAAUGAAGUGUGUCUUGGCAAAACGGAAUGCAGGAUUGACAUGUAGUGGUUACAAGGUGAUCCACUGCAGUGGCUAUUUGAAGAUAAGACAGUACAUGUUGGAUAUGUCUUUGUAUGAUUCCUGUUACCAAAUUGUGGGACUGGUUGCUGUAGGGCAGUCUUUACCUCCUAGUGCAAUAACUGAGAUCAAACUUCAUAGUAACAUGUUUAUGUUCAGAGCAAGCCUGGACUUAAAAUUAAUAUUCCUAGAUUCCAGAGUGACUGAAUUAACUGGAUAUGAGCCACAGGAUCUGAUAGAGAAAACACUCUACCAUCAUGUGCAUGGAUGUGAUGCAUUUUAUUUACGAUAUGCUCACCAUCUCUUGUUAGUGAAAGGACAAGUCACAACCAAAUACUAUCGACUGUUGUCAAAGAACGGUGGCUGGGUAUGGGUCCAGAGCUAUGCCACCAUUGUACACAAUAGCCGUUCAUCACGACCUCACUGUAUAGUGAGUGUAAAUUAUGUCCUAACUGAAAUAGAAUAUAAGGAACUUCAGUUAUCGUUGGACCAGAUUACAAUUUCUAAGUCACAAUUUUCAUGCAGAAACUCAGUAUCUACCUCACAAGAAACACGAAAAGCAACAAAACCUAGAAAUAAUAAAAUGAAGACAAAACUUAGAACAACUCCUUAUCCACAGCAGCAAUACGGCUCCUUCCAGACAGACAAACUGGAAUGUAGCCAGGGUGGAAGCUGGAGAUCCAACUCUACAGCAAAUUCUGCCACCAUCCAAGAACAAGCCUUCCAUUCAGAAAACAGCGAACUUUUAUACACCCCAUCAUACAGCUUACCUUUUUCUUACCAUUAUGGACACUUCCCUGUAGACCCUCAUGUAUUCAGCAGCAAAAAACAAAUGCUGCCUUCUAAAUUUGGGCAGUCUCAAGGAACACCUUGCGAAGUAGCUCGUUUUUUUUUAAGUACACUGCAGACAAGUGGAGAGUGCCAGUGGCAUUAUGCCAAUUCUCUUGUACCAAGCAGCCAACCAUGUAAAAGUCCUCCUGAUCAGCCAGCAAGCACUGUACGCCAUGAUCUCUUACAGGGUUAUGAAGUGCCCCUACCAAACAGAAGAUACAGCCAAGAAAGUGCAUCUGACAGCUUUGCAGGCUGUGCAAACUUAAUAUCCACCAGUAGAUACAAAGAAGAGGUCUAUGAUUCCAACAUUAUAAAACACAGUAAGAUGGAAAGCAGAAUAUACCCUACACAUCAUCAUCAUGACAUUAAAGAAGAGAAUAAGCUAGUUUUCGCCAGAGAUUUACAAGAAAAAAAUCACACUAGUGAGAAGCCCUUCCCAAACUCUUUAGCCACUUCAUUUUUGUCAAAAUCAGAAUGUUUUCAAACUAAAGCUAUUGGACACCUUCUCCCAGUUCCAACUGUAUAUGAACAAACAAGGAGAAUGUGUAUGAAAGAACCAAAAUUUGAGCAUAUUGCCCAUCAUGCAACAAAUCUAGGUGAGAUGGAAACUGAGGAGAGAAUGAUGGGAAAACUUGAUUAUGACUCUGAAAAUGAUCACACAGCGGAUGUAAGGCACACAGGACAAGUUCCAUUUGUACUUCUGAACUAUCAUCGUGUUUUAGCCAAGCAUGGCACAUUUCAGGCUGCUUCGUGUACUACAACAGGACAGGUAGCAGAAAACUUUGGACAUGCUUCUGAAGAGAGGAGUACAUUUUACAAAAACCAAAGUCCCUUAUCAGCCUCCUCCCCAGAGAUUCACAAGGAGCCUCCACUUCCCCAUUAUAUUGGAACUUCUGUAAUAAUAGCUAAUGGAAGGUGACAACAAUACAAACUGGUUUUUAGUGAAAAACAAAUUAAAGCAAACUGUAACGAAAGCAUGAGUAUACAUGGUUCCAGUUAGUGAGCAUGGUUCAGUGAGAUACAAACUUGCAUGCAUUCUUGGCAAGCCAUGUGUAACAGUACCUUUAGGGUCAGAAAGAAGUCUAGCUUCAGUGCUGCAUUGCUCCUGAUUAAUCUGUGCAGUUGACACGACCAGCAAAAAGCCAUGUAAUGAUCUUUUUUAUUUUUAAAGAGUACAACUUAAAUUAUAGGAGCUCUUGAGUACUGAUAUGUUGAUUUUUUCAUAUAAAAUGUGAUCCCAAAAUGGGUUUUGAAUAUAGACAGCCUGACAAAGGAGACAGUACCAUUAUUAUCUGUGAAAGUCUCUUAAAUUGCCUUUAGAUACAUUCACAUCUUGGGAACGUGUUGAGGAUUUGAAUUCCUGAAAUUAAAUCUUUAAUUUUGAAUAUGGAUAUAUUUUACAUGGCAGCCAAGAAUUGGCUACUAUGUGACUACUAUGCAUUGUUAAACAAUUAAAAUCGACCAGCCCAGUAUGCCUGGAAGUAACUACCAAAGAGUACAUUGUUUUUCGCUUUGUAUGGAAAAAGCUAUGGGAAAAAAUAAUUUCAAAAAAGGCUCUCAAAGGUUUUCCUGUUCAUAAAUACACUUUCAAGCUAUAAUAGUAUGUCCAAAAUAGAGAAAUCAAGAAAAAUGUUCUAUCAGUUUGCCUUUAGUAAAGAAAUCUGAAAUCUUCAUUUUCAGCAAACAUUUCCCUUGAUGGAGUUUUGUUUUUCAGUCCAGUAGAUUGUAGAGCUUUUUCAGCAUAUCUAGCUAAUCUAUAGUAAACUGCAUUCAGAAAAAGCACUGAUGAUGGAGAGCGUUAUUAGGCAUCUAAUCUUGUUCUGCAUUUUCAGUAGAGCACAAGCCAUGUUGGAGUUUUUGUUUUGUUUUGUUCUGUAAUGUUGGCUUUUACACAGAAGGAGCCGCUUCACAGUGACAGCUGUCAUCUUUGUAUAGUUGUUGACUUGCACAUUAAAUAGUUUCUUACUUAUGAUAACUUGACAAAAUGCUCCACAAUAUGUAAAAUAGUAUGUAUGAUAAUACACAUUGGCAUUAAAGAUUGUGAGCAGUAGAGUCACGUUAUCUUUUAAUUUGCACUGAUUAGUUCUAUUUCUUAGCAUUUGUUGAAGGCUGAACUACAUUAAAUAGGUAAAAGGACCCAGAUAAUAUCCACUAGAGGUGGCAGCAAAUGGCAGUUUAGCUAUUGUCUUCAGUAUGGCUAAAUCUGAGGUAAAAUUAUUUCCCUAACAAAACAUAUUUAAUGUAUAUUGUGCAAUGUAGAAAACACGUUUUCAUUUACUGCAGUUUUUUAAAUUUUAAUAAAUUGAAAUUAAUAAUAGGCAUUUCUUAAAACUUUUACUGAAUACAGGCAUAGCAAUAAAAUCCAUUAUCUUUUAGAGAUUUAUAACAGUGCAGUCCUAAGCAGUUAUAUCUUUAUAAGUCUGUUGAAGUUCACAGAGUGAAAGUGUCCCUUUAUUUUAAGUCAACAGCCCAGAAAGUAUAAGCCAAGGUUCUGGGUACACAAUUGCUAUAAGAUGCACAACAGUAAGUUAUUUUUCUUCUCUGAAUAAUGUUUGCUUAAGCAUUUCUUUGUUGUCUUGCUUCUUUUGCUCACUCUUCUUUCAACUUGAGAACAAAGUGCUUCCAGAUGAACAGGUUAUCAUUCUUUCAUCUUAGCAUACUCGGAGAAGCUUUUACAGUGUUUCCUAAGUUUGUCUGGGGGGCUGGGGGGCUUAACAUUGUACAGGUUCAAUACUGACUUCACAUGCAGUAUUGGUCCUGUUCUCAUAUAAGGUAUUCUAUUAUACAGUCUGAUGCAUCUGAAAGAGUGAAUAUUUUUGAAGACAUUUAUACCCUCCUUUUUUUCCACAGCGAGAGCUGAAAUUGACAACAUUGUUCUAUUCUAGAGAGAUUUAUUUUCACAAUAACAAUCACCCUGUGUUUGACCCAAAGUCAUGUAGCAGGUAUCUGUAGCAGAGUGUGGACUGAAACUGGGUCUUCCAGAUCUUGUCACAUCAGUAUACUAUAUCGACUCUGAUAACACAUUUUGGGGAACCCAUGACUAUAUAAGGCAGAGCUAUAGACAGCUUAUCAUUCAUGUAAUAAUGUGAAACUCUUCAGUUAAUUUAAAAUAGUGGGUUAGAAUUUACCAUUUAUUAGUGCUGAAACCAACAAGAAUAUUAUGCAAAUUAUAUUCCCUGAAUCCUUGUCAUUGAGAUUAAAUUUUGUUUUAAAACUGCUUAAAAUACAAGGUUCAUCUUCGGUUUCAGUGCAACCACACAUUGGGACUGGGCCUGUGCAUAGGCCUGCUGUUUGGCAACAGGAGGGGGCAUCCUCCUCUCCAGACCAUGAUGCGACGGCUCCUUCCCGCUCAAACUGUCACAUGGUCUGGGGGGUGCUCCAUCUCCAUUCAGUUCAUUUUUUGCCACUGUUUGGCAGAGAUGUCCGUUGUGAGUUUUUACCCUCUCUUGCUGAAUUCACUUUCCUGUGGUGGGUUUUGUUGGCCCAGUGUGCCCAGCUGAGGUAGCUUUUGCUAACAUAGUCUCCCCUACUUUACUUAUUCACUGGAUGGGGUUCGUCUGCCAUGGCAUCCAAACCAAUGUUUAAGAACUGCACCCAGUGCUCUACCAACAUGACAUAGAGAUGAGCAUGACUUUUGCCUCCUAUGCUUGGGAGAGGCACCCAAUGUCCAGGCUUGUUGGAUUUGCCACGCUGUCGCCCCUAAAGCCCACUUGGAUAGAGCAUUUCAUCUCAAAGUGGCACUUUGGGAGAAGACUUUAUCCAUGGGCACCCCCCCCCCUCCCCCGGAUGGUCCCAGUACUCCCAGUGUUUCUUCCUCUCACUCAGCACCACCUCUGAGGACUUUGUCCAUUCCACCUGCUGAUCUGAACCGUUCACCCCACUUGGUUCUGUUGGAUCCAUCCUCCAUUCCAUCCAAGCAUGAGAGUUCAGCAGAUUUUAUUGCAACUUUGUCUAAAUGCUCCAUUCCAUCCAGCACUACAGAACUGUUUACUAAGAAGAAGCCAAAAAGGAUAAGCACAGUUCCAAGAAACACAGGGAGCUUCUGGCUGCGCUUCAGCUCCCUACUCCAGAGGAGACAUUCAUUAACCCCAAGGACUCUAUUCCUGGGAUCUGAGUCCCCAGAGCCUUUACUACUGGAUCCCAUUUCUGGGGUGUUGCCUGAUCCAUCAACCCCGCUUUCCCAACCAAUGAGACAACAAGCCCCUUGGCCGCAGGGUUUUCCCUGAUAUACUGAAGCCUCCAACCCCAGCUCCACCUAGAGGCUUUCUGGGCAAUCAGAGUGUGUUUCCCUUCCAGCCUGCUCCUUCCUCUACAGCUGAGUUUGAGGCAGAGAAUGGAGAAGUCAAGGACUCCUCCUGCUCAGGAAGCCUUGUUAGCACCUCUCCUGAUAAUGACCUGAGUGACCCUGAUCCUGUUUCACUUAGCAAAGACUUGAGACUCUACAGUGAACAAAUGCUCAGGAUGGCCAGGGCACUGGACAUUGAUGUUGCCAGUUCUGCCACCAGACCUAAGGACAAGAUCCUAAGUAGACAGUAUUCAGGAUUUCCUGGUGUCAUCGCCUUUCCUAUUCUAGAGGGCCUUUCAGACCUCACAUUGCCUUCAUGGCUAAACCAA